UAAUUAUGAAGGUCAGUGGAAAUAUCAAAUUCCUGCUUAUGGUUGCUUAAUUGUGGUUACUAAACAUUUAUCUAAUAAGAUAUGAAUACAGUAAACGUUUUUAGAUACACUCUAAUCGCUUUAACUCUUCUACUUAUUACCAACUCAUCCAUGGCUUGGAAGUCGAGCGGUAGCACACAUACAGAACUUAUAAAUAAUCUAUUCAGAAAUCGAGUAAUUUCAUCUGAGAUUGUCAGGAAUACUAUGCUUUCCGUGGAUCGUGGGUACUUUGCCAGAUCGAAUUCUUACGAAGACCGACCAUCCUCUAUCGGCUAUGCCGCGACUAUCAGUGCUCCUCAUAUGCAUGCUUAUGCUCUGGAAGCAUUAAGAGAUCAUCUUAAACCUGGUGCACAUGCUUUAGAUGUUGGAUCAGGUAGUGGAUAUUUAACGGCGUGUAUGGCUCUUAUGGUAGGCCCUACAGGUGUUGCUGUAGGCAUAGAACAUAUUGAUGAGUUGACUAAAUUUUCUCUAUCAAAUGUUGAAAAUUGGUUUAAUCAUAGCCAAAAUGCUCGAUUAUCUGGAAUUGAAUUAGGAAAACAACUUAAACUUGUUACUGGUGAUGGUCGUGAAGGAUGGCCGUCAGAUGCACCUUAUGAUGCAAUUCACGUAGGUGCAGCGGCUCCAGUUAUUCCUAAUGCACUAAAAGAACAAUUGAAAAUUGGUGGUCGUUUAAUUUGUCCUGAAGGACCAGAAGGUGGAAAUCAAGCAUUAGUUCAAAUUGAUCGUUUGCAAGAUGGUUCCUUUCAAAGAAAAUCUUUAAUGGGUGUGAUUUAUGUUCCGUUAACCGAUAAAGAUCGACAAGUUGGGCCAAGAUUACAAAGAGACGACUUGUAACAUAUAUGAUGAUAGAAUACAACAGUUCAAUUUUAUGGAUGAGAUCUUAAAAGUUGUAAAAAAAAUAAGUUCAAAUAAGUUUGUUCA
Messenger RNA from Schistosoma intercalatum, 960 nucleotides. The record is from the annotation of a GenBank genome assembly. NCBI's taxonomy places the organism in Eukaryota, Metazoa, Platyhelminthes, Trematoda, Strigeidida, Schistosomatidae.